Messenger RNA from Spea bombifrons (plains spadefoot toad), 1440 nucleotides. RefSeq names its product C3a anaphylatoxin chemotactic receptor-like. The transcript has 2 exons. Bases 75 to 1334 code for a protein of 419 amino acids. Gene Ontology annotation, molecular function: complement receptor activity; G protein-coupled receptor activity. Gene Ontology annotation, biological process: phospholipase C-activating G protein-coupled receptor signaling pathway; inflammatory response; complement receptor mediated signaling pathway. The record is from RefSeq and is a predicted model, not a curated record. Gene Ontology annotation, cellular component: plasma membrane. NCBI's taxonomy places the organism in Eukaryota, Metazoa, Chordata, Amphibia, Anura, Pelobatidae.
AAUUUUGUAAGCUUUGGUACGACUUCUCAGACGCAAGAACAUCGUCAGUAGCUUCAAAGACUUAGGUUUCAGCCAUGAGAACGGAGAAUGUGGCCGUCCAAUACGCCAGCUUUAUAUUACACAUCCUCACCUGUGUCAUCGGGGUGCUGGGUAACGCCGCUGUUAUCUAUGUUUAUGGUUUUAUAAUGAAAAAAAAUAAGUCUAAAAUCUGGUUUCUGAACCUGGCCGUAGCGGAUUUCGUCUUCGUCCUGUGCCUGCCGCUGAAUGCAGUGGCAAUAUUUACGAGCAACUGGCCUUUCGGGCCCCACGUGUGUAAACUGUAUCACUUCCUUUCUACAUGUAACAUGUAUGUCAGUAUAUUCACAAUUACCGCCUUAACUAUUGACCGGCUCCUGUCGGUGGCCAAACCCAUCUGGCAUCAUAAGUUCUUCUCCCAGCGGUUCUCUUACUGGAUCUGUGCCUUCAUUUGGGUGUUAACGGUACUGGCCAGCCUUCCGACAUUAUUUUUUAGUGUUGAAUACAAGACGGCUGAACACACGGAAUGUAGACUGUUUGAUAUUGGACAUAUUAAUAAUGAGGUCAAUAAGGACCAAACACUUGAUGACUACAGUUACUAUCUAGAAAAUUCCUGGAUUUAUGACGAAAACCAAACAGAAAUAACCAGUAACCAAUCACUGAGCCCCGUUGAUUGGUCAAACAAUUUUUUCAGUGGAUUAUGGAUGCCAGAGACAAACCUAACAGAACCGGAUAUUAACCAAACCUCAAGGGGACUUGAUGGAAACACUACAGGGGUUUUGGUCUUGAGAAGGGAAAUGUUUAACAAUUCAGGUGGCCCAUUUUUCAUUCUUCCGGGAAUUCCAUUUGAAAUUCCAAAAUACUUUGUCACUGCAAUUUUGAACCUCGAUGUAUGGAAUAGAAUGAUGCAUAUAACAGAGAGUAUUAUCUUACCUCUUUUAGUCAUCGGUUACAUUAUCCCUCUCUGCACAAUCCUGAUUUCCAAUGUAAUAAUUAUCUUCCGGGUUAGAAAAUCCCAAAGACAAAAGUCUUCUAGACUGUAUCAGAUUACAGUGACAGUGGUGGUGGUCUACUUCCUAACGUGGACACCACUGGUUGUUGGGCAACUCACGUUACUGGCGUGUGCUCGAAGUAUGGACUUUGACCUAAUGAGAAAAGUCUAUAUGAUUUUGCCUUUACUAUACAGCAUUGGCUAUACUAAUAGCUGCUUAAACCCUAUUAUAUAUGCGCUGGUUGGUAAACAGGUUAGGAGAGCACUUAGAGAAUUUGUUAGCUCCUUGCAACAGAGCUUUUCCAGGAGUUCCCACAACAACCAUUAAAGUUUCAAGCGGCUCAAAAUAAAAUAUUGGACUUAUUCAUUAGAUUCUGAUAGUUUUCAUGACAAUACCAUUGAAAAAUAUCUUGUUUCUGUUCUGUAGGCCUAAG